CUUGCUUAUAGUUUCCUUUGCUGUGCCAAAUCUUUUAAGUUUAAUUAGGUCCCACUUGUUUAGAUGGAUUUAGAUUGCAUUGGCUCUAAAGAUUAGAGCUGAACUGACAACUUUGUGAUAUUAAGUUGACCUAUUUGUGAAUAUGGUACGUAAUUUAUUUAGGCCUUAUUUGAUGUAGUUCUAUAAGAUUUUAUAAUUUUUUUGUGUAUAGUAUACACAUAUUUUGUUUAUAUUUUUGUUGCUUUUGUAGAUAUUGCAUUUAUAACUAUAUUUUCUAAUUUUUUAUUGCUAAUUCAUAAAACUGAAACAGUUAAUCAUCUGUCAGCUCUAUUCACCUAUCAUUUUUAAUAAUUUAUCUAUUAAUUUUUUUUGUUUUCUAUGCAGAUAAUCAUUCUUUGCAGAAAAUAGCUUUCAUUUUUUCAUUCCUAAUCAUUAUACCUUUGUCUUCUCCCUCCCCCCACUUUUUUAACUGUGCUGUCUACAGACUCUAGAAAAAUAGAAUUAAAGUGGUGAUAGCAACUGUGCCUGUUUUGGUCCUGAUUUUAAAGGGAAUAAUACUUUUUCUAAUCUUUUCUAAUCUUUCUAAUCUUUACCUAUUUGAAUAAUGUUUCCUGGGGCUAUUUUUGUAGGUUCCAUUAAAGAGGUUAAGUAAUUUCUACAAUUCCUAAUGAGUUUAAGGAAUUCUUUACAAUAUCUAGUUCACUAAGAAAGUUUCUUAAAAAUAGUUAUGAAUAGUUUUCAAUUUUAUAGUUUUUUGCUCAAUUAUGAUUAUACAUUUUAUUUCUUUAAUUUUUAAUGAGAUUAAUAUUUGUAGAUUAAAAAAAUUAAAACAGUCUCCCAUUCUUGAGCUAAACCCAAUUUGUUUACUACAUAUUACUUCUUCCACACAAUACUGGGUUCAGAUUGCUAAUAUUUUGUUUAGGAUUUUUGUAUUUAAAUUUAUGAGUGUAAUGGGUCUGGGUUUUAUAUUAAGUUCACAAAGAUGAAUUUAGAUUGGAUUUGCAUUGACUCUAAAGUAAUGUAUGGAGCCCAGGAGGCUGUGAAAGUGGUGCUCAAGGUUUCAAUGGUUGUGAACCUGUUGGCGCUCAGCCACGUUUGCCUGGAUGGCGAGUGCAGCAGGGGACAGAGGAGGCCCUGGGACUCUUCCUUGGUCCAUGGUAUUUCCAGAGACUCCUCUCCCCACAGCCUACACAGAUUAUGGACAGGAGACCAUGUGCGCCACCUACAGGAGAGUCAAGAAGGGGGCAACAAUGGCAACCAUGACCAGCUUCUUCCAGUGUCCAUGCCCAACUCAGGGAGCCCAGACUCAUCUCCCUGCCCCAGCUGGGAGCUGGAGCUGGACUCUGUCGCAGUGGAGGCUCUAUUUGAUCCAUGAGAAGAGCCCUCCUAGGUCCCACCCAGAGUGGCGCUACAGGGGCCAGCUGGCAUAGGAAAGAUAACCCUGGUCAGAAAAAUGGUGCUGGACAAGACCACUGGCACCCUGUACCCAGGCUGGUUUGAUGAUAUCUUAUAUGUGAGCUGUAGAGUGGGUCCUUAUGUGGCCCUGCUGGCAUAAGGCAAACUGGACCAGCUCCUCCUCUGGUGUUGUAGGGACAAUCAAGCAGCUGUCACAGAGCUUCUGAGGCAGCUGGAGUGGUUCCAGUUCAUCCUGGAUGGCUAUGAUGAUCUGCAGGGGCCCUUGGCAGAGAGGUUGAAGAGGCUGAGGUCCAGUCUGAUGGAGUACGUGCUGCACCCUUGAAUGAGGAGGACGGUACUGCCGAGGUCCUCCCUUCUCAUCACCACCCAGACCCUGGCUUCGUGGAAUCCAGAGCCCUUGCUGAGACAACCACACUCUGACCACAUCCUCAGAGGUUUCUCUGAGGACAAGAAGAGGAGUUAUUUACGCUCGUAUUUCACAGAUGAGAAGCAAGUUAGAAAUGCCCUUGACAUUGUGCAAGCAAAUGAUGUUCUCUACAAAGCAUGUCAGGUUCUAGGAAUUUGCUUUGUCUGCUCUUGGCAAGGGCAGAUAGAGAGAGGCAGAGAGGUCUCAGAAGUGCCCAGCACAGUGCCCAGUCUGUACUGUGGUGUAAUGUGAUCAAUUGCAGCUUAAAUAAAUAGUGGCUUCACAAAUUUUGAGAAACUUCUCAAAUUUCCAUGUUGGAAAUGAGCCAAGGCUUGUCACAGACCUUUAGUCUUGGAAGCUGUACUGUGACUUGAUUUAGCUCCACGCUAAUAACAUAUCAUGACUAUCCCCAGAGGUACCUUUACCUGACUUUUCUUUCUGGAAAUAUCAGUCAGUUCUAAGUGCUAACUCAUAAUCUCUUUUUUCUGCUUUGGUUUCCUCUGUAGAGAAAAGAAGAAAAAGGGAAUUCUAGAUGUAGAUGUGGUCAGUUCCCAGCUCUCAUUCUAUUUUUUUUUAAAUUUUAUUUAUUUAUAUAUUCAUGAGCCAUACCACCUGGCAUGUGGGACCUUAUUUCCCCAACUACGGAUUGAAUCCAUGUUCCCUGAAUUGGAAGUGCAGAGUCUUAACCCUGGACCACCAGGGAAGCCAGCCAGCCCUCAUUUUACAGAUGAGGAAAUUGAAGUUCAGUCAGGGGCCCCAUCAAGUUCUGGGGUUCCUCAGGCAGCUCUCUAGUCUCCCACACCUCAGCCCAUGGUGUAGAGCAGAGGUCUGCAAAGACUGUUCAGGCGCCGCAAACCUAACCCCAUUCAGCAGUCGCCGAGAGCCCCAGUGCAGCUGAGAGUUUUGACACUGCCUUGGACCCUCAGACACCCCUCUUUUUGUCUUUCACACAGUUUUAUUGCUGUUAUGACUCCUCACGAGUUCACAUGGACCAGUUCCAGAAAGCUGCUGGACGUGCUCAGUAUAUGAAUCCAAGUUAACUCAGCCUUGAGUGAUCAAUGUGGGACCCCAUGACACUAAUUAUUAUGAACUCUUCUUCACACGGGAAGUUUGGUGGCUCCACAUUUGAUAAUUAUGUACGUACCUGUUGAACACGUAGACUGUGUGUAUAUACAGAAUCUGUGUAAGAAACUGCACGCAUGUGUGUGUGCUUGCCCAGUUGCUUUAGUCGUGUCCAACUCUUUGUGACACUGCGGACUGUAGCCCGCCAGUCUCCUCUGUCCG
This is a messenger RNA of Bubalus bubalis (water buffalo), 3106 nucleotides long. It is a transcript of the gene NLRP10, whose product is annotated as NLR family pyrin domain containing 10. Gene Ontology annotation, biological process: positive regulation of inflammatory response. NCBI's taxonomy places the organism in Eukaryota, Metazoa, Chordata, Mammalia, Artiodactyla, Bovidae. Gene Ontology annotation, cellular component: cytoplasm. The record is from RefSeq and is a predicted model, not a curated record.